Gigantopelta aegis is the source of this 21615-nucleotide messenger RNA. RefSeq names its product extracellular matrix-binding protein ebh-like. NCBI's taxonomy places the organism in Eukaryota, Metazoa, Mollusca, Gastropoda, Neomphalida, Peltospiridae. The record is from RefSeq and is a predicted model, not a curated record. The coding region runs from base 174 to 21473 and encodes 7099 amino acids. The transcript is spliced from 15 exons.
UAGCAAGAUGGCCGAUUGUAUGGGAUUUUGGCAAAUGGGGUACCUAUAAGUCGAUGUUAACGAGCAACAAUAUGGCUUCUUGGGCUGUGUCAUGGAUCUCGGUCAACCACUCACAAAAGUAAAAUGCUGCACCCAUUGUUCAGAAGUCUGUGAAGACCGGUGAGGAAAACAAGAUGGCUGACAGUGACCUUGAGAUGCAGCUGGAGGCCCAGCAGCAGAUGGUGUCCCAGCUGAAAAUGAUGAUCAGAGAGAGGGAGGAAACCAUUCGCAAGAAAGACAAAGAGCUCACUGAAACAAAAGCAAGUCUUUCAAAGUUGAAAUUGCAAGCUAAAGCUAAGGCUGCCAAAGCUAAGAAAGACUCAACUGAAACUCCAGAGAAAUCAAGUCAGCCGGCGGCUGAUGAUGUGGCAACAGGAGAGGAGCAGACGAGUCGUGCCAAGCUGCUGCUGCUGAAGAGGAAGCUGGAGGAGAAGGACAAGGUGAUAGGGGAGAAGGAGGAGGUGAUCGCCUCCCUCAGGCAGCAAGUCGAGGCCAAGGAGCGGGUUCUCGAGGAGAGGGAGCGGUUCAUUGCUGACCUCACGGAACAGCUGCACGAGAAGACCAAGCUCCUCGAGACACUGCAGUCUUCUCUCCAGCCCAGUGAGGGAGGAGGACAGGAUUUUGAGUCCCAGCUACAAGCCAUGUAUGCUCAGAUGCUGUAUAAGGACAAGAAGAUGAUGGACCUUAACACCAAGAUUCUGGAACACGACCGUCACAUCAUGGACCUCCAGGAGUUUGUCAGUGAGAAAAAUGAGGUCAUCAGAGGAAGAGACAAGGUUGUUGAGAUAUUACAGACCUCAUUAAAAGAUAAAGAACAAAACAUCCAGGACCAAGCGAUGCUAAUUGUCAAACUAACAGGUAAAGUGGAGAAUAAUGAGGAAACAUUAAGCUUACUCAAGGAACAGCUGGAAAAGGAAGAGCACAAGCUCAAAGUUGAAAGCGACAAAUUUGAUCUCAAGCUUCGCGAAACUCAAAAAUAUUUUGAAGAAACUCUGCAGGAAUUGGAGACAGAGAAUAAAAAUCUUAGGGAAUUGAUUCAGAAAAAAGAUAAUGAAUUGAUCACCCGAGAAAAUGAUCUACGUGAAUUAAUAUCUCGACACGAACGAGAUAUCCAACGAAUAAUGUCUCGUGGGGAAGUAGAUAUUCAUGAUGAGGUAGUAAAGAUGUUUGAGCAAAAGCUAAAAGAUGUCCAUGAGGUAUUGGAAGGGAAAAUUCAAGUGAUUGAAAUUCUGCAAACAGAAAUGAGUGAAAAGGAUAAGAAAUUAUUAGAAGAUAGGGAAACGUUAAAAAUGUUGAAAGAUAAGCUUCAGGUUACAUCAGAACAGCUAAUGCUACUACAAGCUAGUUUUGUCGAUAUGGAAGGUCAGUGGAAGGAUGAAAAGAACAAAUUGGAAAACAGGCUUAAAACGGUAAUAGAAAAACACGAAACGGAAUCGAGUGAAAAGGAGUUGCAACAACAGAUGCUGCAAUCAUCAUUAGCUCAGUAUGAAGCUGCUUACUCACAAGCUUCAGUUCAGUAUGGUGUCUUGCAAGAGAGAUACCAACAGGCAUACAUGCAACUGCAGAAAUUGAGUGCUGCCUCGAGCACUGCUUCACCAGAAGGUUCUGCAGCUAAAGAAGUAAGCUCUGAUCAAGAUGAACUCCAGGCUCUCCGAACUCUUGUGGAACAGCUUAAGCAAGAACUUGCAAACGUUGGCAAAAAGGAUCCUGGUCAGCAAACAGGAAUAGAUCCUGAUGAAGUUGAAGCCUUGAAUACCAUUGUUACUCAACUUAAGUCAGAGCUGUCAGAAAAGACUCAAGAGAUUGAGACACUGAAAACGUCUGCUGGUGAUGGUGGAGGCAAGACAGAGACCAAGCUGCUCAAGGUGAAAGCACAAAUGACCUCCAAGAUCAAGUCACUGGAGAAAGAGCUGCAGGAGCUAAGAAAGGGCAGCAACUUGGCGGAUGAAGUUGUCACUUUAAGGAACUGUCUGGCUGAGCUUGAGGAUGAGAAGGGAAGUCUGCAGCUGAAACUUGUCGACUAUGAUGAGGCUAAAGUGCUGCAAGGUCAGCUGGAAGAUCAGAUAAAACAACUUGAAAAGGAGAAAGAGGCCCUAAUGCAAGAGAAGCACGAAAUAAACAGUGACCUGGAUUCAGCUAACAAAGAGAUAGAAAAACUCAGUCAGAUUGUCACGGAUCUUCAAACCACUGUUGAUCAGAACCAAGUUACACAUGAUGAAAGUCAGAAGCAGACAAUAGAGACUCUGAAACAAGAACUGGAAGAUUCUCGGGCCCAUUCAAUUACUGUGCAGGAGGAGAGAGACCAGGAGAAAAAGAGUCGCGUUGGCUUUGAAUCUCAGCUCGUAGAGUACCACGAGUACAAGAAACAUGCAGAAACAGAUAUUAUUGAAAUGAGAAAUGAAAUUACACAGCUCCAGUCGAAGUUGGCUUCACUGGAAGAUGAUUGUGCCCAGAAGGAUGCAUCCAUUUCCAAGCUGAAGGAUGAGAAGGUUGAAUUGGAAAUGAAGAUGGCUGAAAUGGAGGAAUUCAAAGAUCAUUUCGAAAAGGAAAAGAAUGAAUUACAGCAGCAAAUUAAAAAACUCAAUGAGAAGAUUGAAUAUGAGAAACAACCAAACAUUGCUUUUGAGAAGGAAAACGAAGAACUGCAUCAAAAGCUUGAAGAGGUAAAACAGAAUCUUCAGUCGGAAAGGGAGGUAACCAAGGAAAUGAAAGAAGAGAAAAAUCAGUUGAUAGCAUCUCAUUCAACGGUGGUGAAAGAACUCGAUGAAACUAUCUCAUCACUAAAUGAAAAAAGUGAACAUUUAACAACAGAGUUAGCUGAAAGAGAGAAACGAAUUCUUCAGUUGAACCAAACUAUUAAUCAAACCACAGAAGACAUUUCUUCAUUGCAGUCCUCAAAUUCAUCAGCAGUUCAAAAUUAUUCAGAAAAGCUUAAUGAUUUUGAAAACAAGUGUGAAAGUCUGGCUGGUGAAGUUACUGAUUUAGAAAAUAAAGUUCAUGAUCUCAAUCAGAUUAUUGAAGAAAGAAAUGCAGAGGUUGCUGGAUUGAAGUCAUCUUUAGAAGAACAGAAAUCUGAAACCACUGAUCUGGAAUUAGUAGUGAAAAAACUGAAUCGACAGAUUGAACUUGUAGAAGAAAAUCAGAGUGAAAAAGGCAAGCUGUUUGAUGAAAAAUCGCAGUCCCUGUUGACUCAGCUGUCUGAGCUGGAGACAGAACUGUCAGAAAGAGAGAAGACAAAAGCUGCUCUUGAAAUGCAGAUUGAAAGUCUGACAAAGAAUCUUGAGAGUCAAGUUUCACGUAAUGAUGCUCUAAAAGAAUCACUGGAAGAGAAAUGUAAAGAAGUGGAGUCACUUUGUGAACAGCAUCAGAAUUUGACUGAGUUAGAAACAUCUCUGAAGACUGAAUUAGGGAAAGAAAAGGAGGAGCAUAAUAAAACUAAGGGUGAGGCUGAACAGAUGCUUGGUGAACUGGAGUAUUUGAAAAGACAGACACAUGAAAAAGAAACUGAGAUCACAUCGUCUGACAAUCAGAUAAAAGAGAUGUCUGCUGUCAUAGCUGAAAAGGAAAAGUUUAUUGAAGAGCUUACAAGUCAGGUUACUGCAAUGGAAACAAGUCUAGAUACUGUACAAUCAGAAAAGCAGAAGAUUCAGGGAGAUCUUGAUCAGAAAGUAGAGGAGAUGGUUCUUUUGUCUGAUAAAUUGAAUAAUGUUGAAAACCAGAAUGUUUCGCUUCAAGGGGAAAUUGAGAAAUUACAAACAUCGGUUGAGGAAUCGAAAUCUCAAGCAAAAGAAUUUUCUGAACAACUUCAAACUUUACAGGCAGAGAUUUUGGAAAAGGAUGAAAAAAUUUCUUCUUUAUCUCAUUCUCUUGAUGCAGAUAGUUCCAAAAUGCAAUCAGUUUUAGAAGAAAAGGACACAAAAAUAAGAUCUCUUAUUGAUAAUUUGGAAGAACUUAACACUCACGCUGUAACCUCUGCGGAGAUGAUUCAGUCCUUGGAAUCCAAGUUAGAAGUUAGUGAUUCUAAACUGCAAGAAUAUAUAGGAAUGUUUAGUGAGAAAACUAGUCAGAUUGAAACAAUGACUGCAGAACUUCUGGUUCAGAAUCAAAAGUGUUCAGAUCUGGAAACAGUGGUUCAGAAGUUGAAGGAAUUAAAGGAUGAACAGACAUUGAAGUAUUCAGAUGUGGAAAGACUGUCUCAAGAACUGCAAGAAAAAUGUUCUAGUCUUGAAAACGAGGUCAAAUGUGAAAAGAAAAAAUACUUAAAUCUAGAAAGUACUCAAGAAGAAUUGCAGGAGACAAAAGAUCAACUUUUACAAAAGUUCAGUGAAGUGGAAUCAAAACUUCAAGAGGUAGAAGUGCAGAAAGAUGGUUUAGCUGAACAGUUAGAAAUUGCACUUCAGAAAUUGGAAGAAGCUAAUACUGAAUUGACUCAAAAAUGUUCAGAACUGAUUUCUUCACAGCAAAAAGUAUCUGACCUAGAGUCACAACUUGAUGAGCUGACCAAAAAUAAAGAAGGUCAAGACAGAUUACUAGACCGUCUACAGGCGGAGCAGAGUUCCUUGGCCACUGACAUGGAGAAGGCUACUGAGGACAAGGACCAACAGGCAGAGCAGGUGAGGACUUUGCUUGAGAAUAAUCAGAUUCUGUUGCAGGAGAAUGAGAAUUUGUCAGGUGUUGUGAAGGAGCACAAAUAUAAAGUUAGUGUUUUAUUAAAUGAUAUUGAAAAUCUCCAAGGUGAAGUGAAUAACCUUAAUGAGUAUUUGAGUGUGGAAAAAGAAGCCAGUAGUGUUCAUAAGCAGCAGGUAGCAACAGAGAAGCAAGAUUUACUUGAUAAGUUGGAUGAAGUGGUUAUGUGUUUAAACUCUGAAAAAGAUAAUGUUGCUCGAAUCUCUUCUGAAAAACAAGAUCUUCUAACAAGAUUGAAUAGUAGUGAAUCUAACAGUGUUAGCCUGCAUGAUGAAAUCAGCAGACUAAAAGACUUACUAACAUCUAAAGAGACAUUAGUGUCAGAAACGCUGGUAGAAAAACAAACCUUUGAAGAUCAGCUAUCAGCAAUAAAGGAGUCCUUCCACAAAACCAAAGAGAACAUGUCUGAUGAAAUUCAUCAGCUGUGUGAUAAAAAUAAGGCUCUUUUAGAAUCUGAAACUGUUCUUAAGAAAGAUAUUGAUCAUCUUUCAAAGUCACUUCUGGAUAUUCAGCAAGAAGCUGAAAUGGCCAAUUCACAAUAUAACAAAGCUCAAACUGAUAUGGCUCAAAUGCAAAGUGAAAUCCAAACUCUGACAGAAUCUAUGCAAGUAGCCAAUGAGCAUUUGUCUUCAUUGCAGAAAGACAAUGAAUUGAUGUCUCAAAGAGUGUGUGAACUGCAGCUAAUGCUAGAUGGUGCUAAAAAUGAAACUGCUACAUUGACUAAACAGGUUAGUGAUCUUAGUGCAGAAUGUGAACUGAAGAGAGAAGAUUCAGAGACACUGUCGACUGACUUGAAAAAGGUCAGUCUAGACUUCAGUUAUCACACUGAUAUGUGUAGGUCACAAAUACAGUCCUUGACGUCCCAAGUAGAGCAACAGAAUGCAGAGAUUUCUUCACUGAAUGCCAGUUUGAGUGAAGCUAACAGUUCCAUUAAGAGUUUGAAUGAGAAGCUGGAGGAAAAACAACAAGAGGUUGAAACAUUGAUUCUUAAACACGAUGAGAAUAUUAGUCAGUUGUCUUCCUUGCAUGCACUUAAUUCUGAGAAACUUUCUGCUAUGCAUGAAGAAGAAAUUCAUAAUUUUUGUAGCACACAAAAGCAUGAACUGAGCAAAGAAUUAGCUAAGUCUGCACAGCUUGGUGAGGAUCUCAAGACUUUGUCUUCUAAGUAUGAAAUGCUUGAAUCUCAGCUACAAACUUUGCAUGUUGAACAUGAUAAGAAGGAAUCUGCUCUUGCUUCUUUGUCUUCUGAGCAUGUUGAUGUUGUUAAUCGUUGUUCAAGUUUGCUUGCUGAGGUUGAUAGUCUUAAGUCAGUGUUGUCAGAUUUAGAAAAUAAGUUGCAUGACAAAGAAUCAGAACUUAGUCAGAAUAAAGUUAGAAUUGAUGAAAUCCUACAAGACAAUGACAGUCUUAAGAAUGAGCUUGCCAAUGUGAAUUUUAGUCUUGAAAGUGUAAUGUAUGAAAAAGUAUCUCUUUCUGAAGAGUUAAUUGAAAAAACUGAAGUGUUAAACCAAAGAGAAACUGAGUUCAUGAAAAAGAAGGAUGAACUUCUAACAGUAGUGUCUGAAAAAGAAAAACAAAUUUCUCAUAUUUUAGGUGAAAAUGAUACUAAGUUGGCAAGUGUUGAACAGAGUUUGAAUGAAACACAGGACCAGCUUCAUAAAGUCCAGCAGCUGCUUCAAGAAAGAGAACAACUGAUAUCUGAGAAAGAUGAUAGGCUAAGUGAAGUAUCUGUCCAGAGUGCAAUGAUCAUUGAAGAGUUGAAUGUAGUACAGCAACAGAAAGAAUCAAUUGGUGCAGAAUUUGCUUUGCUUAAUCUGUCUCUCAAAAAGACCAAUAAAGAACUUGAGAAAUCCCAGUCCGAAGAAAAAGAACUGAAAAAUGUAAAAGAUUUACUGACUGAACAAGUCCAACAGCUCACCAGUAAAAUUCAGUCUCAAGAAUGUCAAGUAGAAGAGCAGAAAGAAUCUAUUACAGAGUUAACAGCAUCAGUGAAAGAACAACGUGAGAAAAUAAAUGGUCUUACAGAAGUGUUGGAAGGUUGUGAGCAUACUAUUGAGCAACAGGAGCACAAUAUUGAACAACUGCACGCCAAGAUUCUUGACCUUGAAAACUUGUGUUCAUCAAGAGAUCUUAAUCUGCAGGAGUGUUCCACAAAUAUAUCAUCAUUAGAAAGUAGUCUAGAAGAGAAACAAGGUGCUUUGGAUGCCUCAAAUGAAUCCAUGCAGAAGCUUUGUCAAGAUUUAGAAGAAAAGAGAGAACAGAUUGAUAAGCUUCAAAGCGAUGUGUCAAACACAACAUCGGAGCUGAAAACGGCAUUGUCAGAAUGUAAUGACUGGCAAAGUAGUUUCCAGCAGUCUGAACAUAAGCUUGAACAAAGGUUACUUGAAAUUAAUGAACUGGAAAGUAAGCUUGAUGUAAUCACCCAAGAAAAUGCUACAUUAAGAAAAAAUGUAAAUGAUAUACAAAGCCAUACUGAUGAAAUUAAUGAAAGAAAGGGCAAUGAAAUUGAAACAUUAAGUAACUUGCUAGAAAAAGCUGAGACACAAGUUAGUCUGGAAGUAAACCAUUCACAAGAACUUAAAGAAGAACUCCGAUCCACCAAUGAAAAGAAAACAGAGAUAGAAAAACAGCUUCAGUUGUCCGAGGAGCAUAAUUCUCAUCUCAACAAUGAAGUAAAAACUGCCAAGAUAGAGUUAUCUCAGAACGAAAAAGAAUUACAGCUACUUAACAUUAAGAAAGAACACCUGGAAACUGAUUUAGAGAUUGCACAGAAACAGAUUAGUGAUAUUCAGCUUUCUCUUGAAACUUCUGAAAAACAGGCAGUUUACCUGCAAGAGCAGCUUGCUUCCAAACAUUCUGAAUAUGAUAGUUUGUCAAAAACACUUCGAGAAAUGCAGACAACAAUGGAUUCUCUUAAUGAAAACAUAAAUUGUACCAGUGUUCAGUUAACAAAAGUAGUAGAAGACAAGUCAGUGUUGCAGAUUCAGAUUGAUCAGUUGACAGAAGAACUUAGUGAUGAAAUGCAUAGAAGAUGGGCAGAGAUUUCAAGCUUGAACAAACAAAACCUACAGUACAGAAAUGAUAUAAAAUCCCUGAACACCAUGAUCAUGGAUACACAAAAGAAAUUGUUAGAAACAGAAAGUAUGAAUUUGCUUUUGGAAGAGCAACUGACAGAAACUAAGACUCGGUUACAAGAUGUCAUUUCUGAUCAUAAAACAGAAACUGAAACAUUAAGAAACCAGAUAUCAGAAGUAAUUAACAUGCACAAAGCUGAAAGUACUGCAAGCAAUGACCAAUUACAGGAGGCAACAAAAAAUAUUUCAGACUUAGAAUCGCAAUUAAAAUCAUUAAACAUUCAUCUGGAAUCCACAGUAACAGAAAAGAUAGAGCUGGAGUCAAAACUAAAUAGAUCUCAAAGUGAUAUCUUGGAUGUCCAAACAGAAUUGGAUGAUGAAAAAAUCUUGAAGGGAGAGUUAAUAAACCAGCUGGAAAACAUUAUGGGAGAAAAGACAACAUUGCAAGAAGAGUUGAAUUUGAAUCUGGUUGCCCAAAAAGAUCUUGAAAACCGGAUGCAGCAACUGAGAGAAUCUUUACAUCACACAAAUGAGUCUCAGGAAGAAGAAUUAAGACUUCUGAAUAGUCAGAUUGCUGCUGUAACAAAAGAAAACCAAGAUCUUAAAGAUGAACUGACAAUUUCUCAAACAAGACUGUCAGAGAUCAAGUUAAAACUGACAACAGCUAUAGAAGAAAAAGAUAAGAAAAUUUAUAAACUGUCAGAAACCUGCAAGUCUUUGCAUCAGAGCUGUGAUGAAGAAAAAGCUAAUGCUGAACAAAAGAUGUUGACAUUAAAUGAAGCACAUGAAAUGGAUAAGCAGAAACUUGAAACCAAAUUAGAAGAAUUUGUUCAGCUAAUAGUGGUGAAAGACACCGAGUUGGAGGAAAUUACUGUUGAACGAAAUGAUUUAUUAGUGGAUGUUGAAAACAAAAUGAAAAAAGUGACACAACUAUUGGAAAAUAUAGAUGAGCUAAACAGAAACUUGGAUAAACAUUGUGUAGAACUGGAUGAAUGCAAGGAAAAGAAAGAUGAAAUUGAAAGAAAACUACAUGACAGAAACCGAGAACUGGAGGAAGUACAAACAUCUUUACAAGCUACCAUUGAAGAAAAGGAUCAAAUCCUAUUGAAUCUGAAAGACAUUACUGACAAAAUAAACUCUUUGAAUGAAGAUAACAGGAACUUGAAACUCAUUUCAGAUAAUGAAAUAAAACAAAUAUUGGGAGAAAAAGAAAAUAUUCAGUUGCUACUGGAAGAAAAGAGUGAACAGCAUAAAGAGGUGUGUUUACAGUUAGAUUCACUUCAAGAAUCAUUGACGAUAACAGUAAAGGAAAUGGAAAAAAGGAAUAAUGAUUUUGAAGACAUGCAGAAAGAGUUGGCUGCAGUUAACAAAAAACUUGAAAAUGUUGAAACUGAAUGUCACUCAUAUGAAAACAAAUUUCAUGAAAAAGCUAGAAUUCUUGAUCAGGCCAAUGAAAAAAUCGAAGAAUUAUCUCAAAUAUUAAGCAGUGCAAUUGAAGGGUCUAAGCAAGUAAUACAUGAAAACAAUGAAUUAACUGAGAAACUUAACAAAAGUUGUGUUAAUGAAACUGAAAAAGAUCAGAAAAUAUUGGUGCUGGAUGAUGAAAUAAAAGUUCUUAAGAAGUGUAGAUUAGACUUGGAAACUGAGGUAGAAGGUUUGAAAAACAUUGCAAUAGAGAAAAGCAAAACAAUAGAAAAAUUGACUGCAGAAGUAAGUGAGAUAUCACAAGAGCUUUCUCAGAGAGAAGCUACUGUAUCCAUACUCCAGAGUGAAUGUGGUCAGUUAUCAAAAGAGAUUGAAUCAAGGGGAAUGACAGAACAAGAAUUACAAGAAUGCAAGCAGUCCUUAGAAAAUCAGCUACAAGCUAUGAAACGAAAUAUAGAUUUGCAGCAGUGUUCAAGUUCUGAGCAAAGACUACAUUUUGAAAAUAGUUUAAGAGAACAGGAAACAAUCAGUCUAACACUUGUAGAUGAAGUGGAACAAUUAACAAAUAGGUUCUUGUCAGCAGAAGCUACUGUUUCUCAAGUCUUACAAAGCAAACAUGAGGCAGUCAGAAACUUAUCUGUCAUAUCUGAACAUUUGAGAUGCAAAAGUGAAGAACUGGAGUCAUCUGAUCUGAAAAUUAAAGAAUUGUCCCAGGAGCUCGAUGACAUAAAUGUGAAAGCUGACCAUUUGCAACAGCAAGUGACUGCUUCAGAAGCAGAACAUUCAAAGGUGAAAACUUUGUUGGGUGAAAAGAUUAAUGAGAUGGACUCAUUACAGUUGCAGAUAAAUCAUCUCGAGGAUGAUAAGUUGAAAGUAGAAAAUAAUAUUGAGCAGUUGCAAGAAGUGAUUCAGGGUCUUGAGAAACAUUUGAGCCAAGCAGAAUCUGAAAAACAUGAAUUACUAUUGGAACUUCAAAACAAGGAAGCUGUUAAUGCUGUUAUGGCUACAGAAGUUGAAAAUUUGAAUGUCCAACUCAAUUCAUCCAGUUCUGCUGUUAGUAAGAUUAUAAAACAAAAAUGUCAAGAGAUAGCAAAACAAUCCUCGAUUACAGAACUACUGAAUACAAAUGAAAUUCAGUUGAACACUACAUUACAAGAAAAAGAAAACCUAGAACAGAAUGUUCUUCAACUUCAGGAUAUGCUCAGUGCCAAGAACAUAGCCAUUGAUGAUGCCACUGAAGCUCUGAAGAAUGUAACAACUGAAAAAAACAGGUUGGACAUUAUUGUGGAAGAGAAUCACCUUAAAAUUGAAGAACUUGGUAAAAAGAUCUGUGAAUCAUGUGAUCUAUCAGAAGACCAGAAUAUUCAGCUUAGUAGAUUGAACCAAGAGAAGGAGAAAUAUGAAACACUAGUCAAAGUCUUAGAAGACAAAAUAUUGGCUGCAGAUGCUGAAGUGUCACAAUUGAAAGCUACUGUUGAAGACUACAACUCAAGAUUUAAGAUGCUUCAGGACGAGAGUGAACUUAGUAAGGAUUCAUUUAAUGAAAAAUUAAAUAAUCUGAUGGCUGAGCUUGCUGACACUAAAGACUGUAAAGAAAAAGUUGAAAAAGAAAUUAUGAAUACUCGUACCAGACUUGAUGAAGUUGAAGAGCAGAUUGUCACUGAAAAACAAAUAAGUACUGACAGAAUUGCUGCACUUGAAGCAGAAAUAAUUGAAGUCCAAAAACGUCUUGCUGAAACUGUCCAUGAAUCUGAACAGAACUGUUCUGAAAAAGAAAACUACCAGCAGAUACUGCUUGAAAAGAAUGGUCAAUUAGAAAUUAUAAGAAAUGAAUUAGAAGAAACCACUCAAGCUGUAGCUUCUCAUGAGAGUGUUGUUUCUUCACUGAUGGGUAAAACCAAAGAGCUCUCCAGAAGUAAUGUCAUGCUGCAAAACCGUCAAGAGGAGAAUAAGUUGACUGUAGAACAACUUAGACGGAAUAUUGACAGGUUGACCACCCAGUGUGAUAGUCUGGUUUCUGAUAAGGAACGUGUUUUGUCAGAACUAGAAAUGACUAAAUCAUCACUGGAUUCAGAAAAGUCUUCUCUGAUGGCAGAACUAGGUCAUUCUAAUGCUUGUAAGACAAGUUUAGAAAAAGAUUGUGAAAAUCUGCAAAAGCAAGAGGAGUGUUUAAGUGCUGACAAAGCGGCUUUAGAAAAUGAACUAGCUAUGUCUGCAGGGAAUAUUUUGGAAAUCAAGGAAGAAUUAAAUCAACAGAAGGAAAUGUAUCAGAUGUUGGAGCAAGAAAAAGAUGUAAUGAUGACAGAUUUCAAAUCACUUAAAGAACAUCACAACCUUUUAAAGAAGGGCAAUGAAGAAAUGACAUUAAAGAUCAGCUCUUUAACUGAGAACUUGGAUUUCUUGACCUUGAAAAUAAAAGAGAUGGAAGCAGAACAUGAAGAGUUGAUGCAUAGCCAGAAACAAGCUGAAUCAGAAAGGUCUGAAUGUGAGAUACAGAUAGAGUCUUUGAAAGCAGAUCUUGAAAAUAUGAGAGAAUCCUGUACAGAGUUAGGUUGCAAAUUGAAGACCACACUGGAACAAAAAUGUCUACUGGAAGAGCAAGUCAAGGAAUUUGAAGUUAUUGUCAUCGGCAAGGAAAACGCAAAUGAACAACUAAAAGAUGAUUUGCAGUUGUCACAAAAUGAAGUGAAUUUAUUAUCUAAAACACUUAAAAGUUUAGAAGAUCAGCUAUCAGAAAAGGAACAGGUAAUAGAGCGGGUGUCUGUUGAAUAUGGAGAAACCAGAAAACGGUUUGAUAUAGAGCUAGCUCUAGCAGAGACUGCUAAGAAGGAAUAUGAACUGCAGCUGCAGUUUGUCAAGACUGAGAAAAUGAUGAGCGAUGAGACUUCAGAGUCACAGCUAAAUGCUGCUAGAUCUGAAAUAACAGAACUCUUAGAACUAAAUAGACAGCUAAAAGCUGAACUAGAACAACUGUCAACAGUCAAUACACGGCAGAAAGCUGACCUGGAACAGCUGUCAACAGCUAAUACACAACAGAAAGCUGAACUGGAACAACUGUCAACAGUCAACACACAACAGAAGGCUGAACUGGAACAACAGUUGACAGAAAAUACCCAGCUAAAAGCUGAAGUGGAUCAACUAUCGACAGUGAAUACACAGCAGAAAGCUGAACUGAAACAACAGUUGACAGAUAACACUCAGCUAAAAGCUGAAGUGGAACAACUAUCGACAGUCAACACACAACAGAAAGCUGAAGUGGAUCAAUUAUCGACAGUCAACACACAACAGAAAGCUGAACUGGAACAACAGUUGACAGAUAACACCCAGCUAAAAGCUGAACUGGAACAACUGUCACCAAAUAACACCCAGCUAAAAGCUGAAGUGGAUCAGCUAUCGACAUUUAACACACAACAGAAAGCUGAACUGGAACAACUGUCAACAAUGAACACACAACAGAAAGCUGAACUGGAACAACUGUCAACAAAUAACACCCAGCUACAAGCUGAAGUGGAUCAACUAUCGACAGUCAACACACAACAGAAAGCUGAACUGGAACAACAGUUGACAGAAAACACUCAGCUAAAAGCUGAACUGGAACAACGGUUGACAGAUAACACUCAGCUAAAAGCUGAAUUGGAACAACUGUCAACAAUCAACACACAACAAAAAGCUGAACAGGAACAACUGUCAAUAGAUAGCACAGACCUAAAAGCUGAACUGGAAAAGCUUCACAUUGAUUGUGCUCAACUGGAGGAUAAGCUUACUCAGCAAGAGGCACAAUCUUUAAUUUUAACUGGUUGUUUAGAAGAAAAUGUACUGAAAACUUCAUCACAGGAUUCAGUAAUCCAAAAACUUAACAUACAGCGUAAAUGUUUGGAAAUGUCAAAACUUGCUCUUUCUCAGAACAUCCAAAAAACAAAUGCCAGGAUUGAAGAAGUUGAAAAGGAGUUGAGCAAUGCAUUGCAAGCCUCAGAAUCUCAUAGUGUUAUCUCCAAAGAAUGUGAUUCACGAGUAAAAGAUCUUGAAAACGAGAAUCAUGUUUUAGAACUGGCAUUAGAGGAAACAAAGUCAUCAUGGGAAAAAGAUAAAGUGAAAUGCGAAAAUCUUACUGUUGAACUGGAGAACUAUACAGAACAAUACAAGCAUGCUGAAGAAGAUGUCCUGGAGAAAGAAGUACAGAUUCAGAUGCUAUGUAGUGAAUUGUCGUCUGUCUCUGAUGCGUAUGAUGGUUGUAAAUGUGCUUUAGAGAAAAGAAUGCAAGAAGUGAGAAAUAUGUCUGUCACAUUCAUUCAGCUCAAAGAAAAACUUCAAAAUAUUGAAGUCUGUUUGUCAGAAAGAAAUGAAAUGUUGUUGAAAUCCAAAGCAGCAAAUGGUGUUCUUGAGGAAACUGUAGAAUCUUUAAAACGUAACCUUACACAAACUGAAAUAUCUCUGGUACAGACAAAUACUGACAUCACAGAACAAUAUGAAAAAUUGAAAAUAGCUAAUGAAGAACAUAAUUGCCUAAUAGAAAAUUUAAAGGAAAAUGUUCUUGAAUUACAAGAUUCAUUAAUGAAGAAAUCUAAUGAGGUGACAGGUUUGUCGGAACAGCUGGAUGCUGUUGCAGCUAAACUAGAAGAAUCUGAAAUGACAUGCUUUGAGAAAGAAAGUCAAGUUCACAUUUUAGAGAGCUGUAUUGAAGAGACUUCUAUUAAGUGUUUCUCAUUUGAAGCUGCAGUUAAGAAAGUCUGCAAAGAUUUGAUGAAUACCAGGCAUAUGAAACAUAUGGCAAUACAAAAUAUGGAAAAUCAGUUGCAAGAAAUGAAGGUAUUAGCUGACUCUGUAAAGGAGCAGUUGAGUAGCACAUUUAGAGAAAAAGAUGAACUUGAACACCACUUAUCAUCAUUGGAAGAAGAAUUGAAGAAAAAGGAUGAUCUCAUCCACAAACUCAAAGAAAAUGUAAACACUUUAGAACUUUGUAACAGAGAGAAAGAAGAAAAUAAUGCAGUACUUUCAAAUGAAAUGGUAUAUUUGAAAUCAGAAAUUGAGGAAAUGAAGUCUGCUGUAGCUUCUAUGACAGAAAAACAUCACCAUCUUGAAGAUGUUCUGAGACAGAAAGAGGAGCAGCUUGCUAGAUUUUCUCAAGUGGAAAAAGAAAAUGCCUUUCUCAAGGCAAAAGAAAAAGAACUACAGGAAAAAGAUGCAUUGCUUCUGGAGCAAAAAGCAAAGCUUGCAGAUCUACAGUCACAACAGGAGGAAAAUGUAAGCAGUCAUUCAGAAAGUGAUAUGAUGAUUCAGAAGUUGAACUUGUUAUUGGAUGAAAGGAAUGUUCAGGUAGCGUCUCUGUUGGAUCAAGCAACUGAUAUGUCUUUACAGUGCUCAUCUCUAGAAAGCACAGUUUCUGCAUUGAAAAUGAAAGAAUCUCAAGCAGAGAAAACCAGUAGAAUUCGUACACAGAAUUUGUUAGACCAAUUACACAAUCUCUCUCGAGAGAAAAAUGAUCUGUUGUUAGUACUUGAUGAGAAAGAAGUGAAAAUCAAUAGCCUGGUUGAAAUGACUGAUGAACUAACCAGACAACUGCAGAAGGUAAAAUCAGAAAAGGCAGUCAUUGAAGCAAGUCACAAUUCACUUUCUUCUGAUAUCGAAGGAUUACAGAAUGAAAUAGCUGAAUAUAAAGAGAAACUUCACGCGUUAGAAGUGAUCAUUGAAGAGAGAGAAAACAAUAACAAUCAAGAUGCUGAGUUGAAAAGUGAAAUGGCUCAUGUUGAUUUGUCAAGUACAAGGUUUGAAACACAUGCACAUAAUGCAGAUGAGGUGCAAAAUUUGGAGUGUCCAUCAGUGGAGAAGAAUGUUUCAUUGGAAGAAAAAGAAGUACAAAUAACUAUUCUUUCAGACACUGUAGACACCAGUUAUCAGGAGUUAAUGUCUGUUUCAAGUGCCCUGUGCAAGAGUCAGAAAAAUCUAAUGAAUUGCCAGAGAUGCAUCGAGUGUUUAGAAAAUAAAAUUCUGCAAAAAGAUAAAGCUUUAAAUGACAUUCAAGACAAAUAUGAUAUGCUUGUCAUGGAAUCAGAGAGCUUGAGGAAAGAUGUGGAACAAAAGGUUAAUGAAUGUAGUGAUCUAUCUGUGAAAGUUCAGGAAAUGUCCAAUACAUUGAGAGAUGUGGAACCUAUGUUAACUAGUCCUCUUGAAGAUAAAGAAGCACUAAAAAUUGAAGUGAAUCUCAUGAAAGACAUUGUAGAUGAAAAAGAUCGUGAAAUCAUCAGACUUCAGACACUCCAUUAUGAAACAGAAUAUAAAUAUGAAAAUGCCAUAUUAACAAAAGACCAAGAGAUUUCACAGUUAAUGGAGAAAUUGAAUCAGUCGAUGGAACUUGAUGGUGAUGUUCCAAAUACAUACGAUGCCCUCCAGAGAGAAUUGAAGCAGAAGUCUGAUGAACUAGAAAAUAUGUCUUUCAAAUUUCGGCAGCUACUUCAAGCACAAGGUUCAGAAACUGAAGCACUUUCUGUAAUCAAACAGCAACUUCAGUCAGUUUUGGAGGAUAACUCCGAGUUGAAUGAGGAAUUGAAAUCUAAAGAGCACAUCCUGCAUGAGAAAAAUCAGCAUAUUGAAAUGUUGAAGGAAAAGGUUACCGUUUUGGAAGAUGAACUUAAGCACACCGCUGCAGAACAAGAUGCAUUACAUUAUCAGCAACAAUUUGAAGAAGACAGAAGGAAUUGGGAGAUGCAUCACUCUUACGGCAUGCAGAUGCAGAGAUCAGGUUAUUUCCGAAGUGAUCAGGAACUCUAUCCAUAUGGGUACAGAGAGUGGGAUGAUGGAUAUGACAGAUGGAAAAGACAUGUUGAUAGAUCUAGUGAAUCAUCACUUACUGAAGGCACGCUUAGCUGGCAGGAAAUGCAGCAGAUAGAAUUACAACAUGAAAAAGAUGUUCCGGGAACAUCUCAAAGUGAGCAAGAUUUGACAAAAGAAUUAGCUGUUGGACAGCCACCCGAAGCACUGACAAGUACCCCCAUUAAAAAGGCUAGCAGUGAAAGAAAAGAAGUAGAAAGUGCAGUGAGUGAAGUAAUCAAACUGAAGAAACUUGUGAAGAAGAAAGAAGCACGAGUUGUGGUCAUUACCAAGCAGUUAAAUGAAGCAACUCGAAAGCUUGAAGAAACACAUAAAAAAGUGGAACACUUGGAGGCAGAACUUGCUGAGACCAGAAAAAUGGAUCAGAGUUUUACCGGUUCAGAAAGUGGAGCAGAAAACACAGCAUCUGAUACUCAAAAUGAAGUGACAGAAUUGAAGAGAACUGUAAAGAAAAAGGAAGCCAAAGUUGUUGUCUUGAAUAAGAAGUUGUCAGAGGCCACUGAAAAUUUGAAAAGCAUAACAGACAAGCUACUUCAAGCAGAAGAAAGAAUUGAAAUUUUAGAAGCUGAAAACCAUAAUCUUUUGGAAAUGCAAAACUUAGAAAUCAGUCCAAGCAAAAGUGCUCCCAGUGAAACAGACAAAGAUUUUCAGAAGACUCUAAAAAUGAAAGAUGCCAAACUUGUUAUUGCAAACAAGAAAUUAACUCAGGUUACUAAUUCAGUGAAAGAACUGGAGAGGAGACUGAAACUGUCAGAAGAGACUAUCAAAACAAUCAGUGAAGAGAAGAACAAAUUAGAAUAUUACUUAACUGAAGUUACUAACACAAACAAGGAAAUGGAGAUGUCCAAACUGUCAGUGGAUGCUAUCAAAUCAUUAAGUGAAGAAAAGAACAAGUUAGAGUAUCACCUAACUGAGGUUACUAAUUCACUGAAGGAAUUGGAAGGAAGGUUGCAGCUCUCAGAAGAGACUAUCAGUACAAUAAGUGAAGAGAAGAACAAAUUAGAUUAUGACUAUCGUGAACUGCAGAAACUGAAUGGCAGUCUUCAGUGGGAUUUUGAUAUGAAGUUUCAACAAGUAUUGAUUGAGAACCAAAACCUCAAGAUCCAGUUAGAUGAAUUCAGUGCAUCUUCACAUCAGCAAGUUCAAGAGAUCACCAGUUUGAUGAAGCAGCUGGAGGAUGCUAAUCACUGCAUAGCGCAACAUCAAGCAGCUUUGCAAAAUACUAAGGAGAGUCUUGAUGCUGCAAAUGUGAACAUUCAGGAACUUAAGGGAACUUCUGAAAAUCAGGAAGAACAACUCAUCAACCUAAGAUUUGAGAAAGAGGAAUUCUUAGGUCAGAUCUAUUCUCUUCAAGAGCAACUAUCUGCUAGUAGAAAAACAGAAACACAUCUACAGGGAUCUGAAGAUGAAAAAGCUAAUCUUGUUAGCAGAAUGGCAAAUCUGGAAAAUGAUGUUUCCAAGGAUAAACGACUUCUGGAGGCUGCUCAAACAACAAUUAGCAAGCUAGAGGUAGUAGUUAAUAAGAAAGAUACAGAGUUAAUAGUGAAAAACAAAACACUAUGUGAGCUGAAUGAAUACACAAACCAGGUAGUUGAACAAAAUAAGUUUUGGCAGGAAGAAAAUGAGAAACUCAACUCUGUUAGGUCAGAUCUUGAGAGUCGUCUCAAUGAAAGUGUAACACUUUACCAGCAGAUAGUUGCGGCGAAUGGUAAAAAGGAUGUCCAGAUUAACGAUCUAACUGAACAAAUCCAGGGUUACCAUACUCAGCUUACAAAUCUCCAAGCAGAAGUUAAAAAUGCAGUGGACCAAAAUGAAGUCCUGUACCUGAAAGAGCAGAAUUUUAAAUUGCAGUCAGAGAAUGAAAAUUUGUUAAUGAGAAUUUCCUCUCUGCAAGAAGAUCUUACACAAAGAAUGAAUGAGUUAACAGCUUCACGUGAGCAGACCUUUUUGCUAGACCGUGAUCUUGGCUUUAACCUGCAAGAAGCAACAAGAGAAAAGGAAGAACUUAUGACUCGGUUUGAAUCAGACAAAGCUGAACUAAAUGCUCAUUUAGCUUCUCUUCAACAGCAGAUACAAAACAAUGAACAUCUUUUUCAGUCCAAGAUACAAGAAAAAGAUCAAACAAUCAGACAAUUGCAAGCUGAACAAAAUAAUUGGGAAUUUUUGCAGGAAAAAGUUGGAGAUGAUGAAAAUAUAAUUAAAGUUUUGCAAGAUGAUGUUAAUGCUAAGUGUCUGCAAUUAACUGAGAAGGAACAAAAUGUUCAAACAUUAAGUACUAAGGUGUCAGAACUGCAGAAGCAAGUGAUAUUGUUAGAAAAAACCACAGAAAACUUGAACCAUGAACUGGGCACACUUAAAGAACAGAAUGCAGAAUAUCAGACACAGGUACUCGAACUACAAGGACAGUUCCAAAGUGCAAACUCAGUAUCAUCCAGCUUGGGGGAACAGAAUCAGUGUUUGACUUCUGAAAUAGAAUUGUUGAAAGAAAAUUCCACUCGGUGUGAAAAAUUAAUAUCUGAGUUUCAAAAUGAAGUAGCUUCACUUCAGAAAAAAGUCACAAAAAAAGAAGCUAAAGCUGCAGGAUUGAAUAAAGACUUAGUUAAACUGAAAGCUGACUUUGAGUUUGUUUCUGAAAAACUUCAAGAAUCUGAGAAAAUGGUGAAGAAGUUAUUUUCUGAAAAUGAACAAAUAACUAUGCAGCUUGACAGUGCAAAGUUAAGUGAAAGUCGACUGAAAGAAAUGGUCAGCCAGCUGAAAGAGGAUAAGAUAAUGCAAACAGAGCUAAAGCAAAAUGACAUUGAUGCCUUACAUACUUCUUUACAUUCCUUACAAAAUGAAGUGCAGACAAAAUCUAAUGCUGUCUUACAAUUGGAGGAAACUCUCAAAGAUUUACAGCAACAGAUCUCUGAAAAUGUUCUUGUGAUAGAGAGGGAAACACUGGCUAAAGAAAACUUGGAGAAAGUGAUUGCAGAGAUGGAAACUGAAAAUAUUUCAACUGUUAAUGAUCUGCAAGAUGCCAUUAAGCAGAUCACCAUAGAUAAUAACUCCAAAUCUCAGGAAAUCUCUCGGUUACUGGAGCAGGUAGAACAGUAUAAACAUUUGAAUGGAGAUUUGAAAAAAGAACACGAAAAUAGAUUAAAAGCUGAAGCCGCUGUUAACGAAAAGGAGGUUGCUAUUGAAUCCUGCCAAGAAAUGAUUGCUUCAUUGAGUGACAGACAUAAAGAGAAAGAGAUUGUUUGUCAACGAUAUGAUGAUAAUGUUGAAAGUUUGGAAAGGUUUGAAACGCAUACCGGUAUAUUGACUGAGUCUUUGAAUGAAUCUCAAAAGAACUUCACUGAUUCUCAGCUGGAUAUUACUACCUCUAGUCAAGUUCCAAUAACUCAUGAAGCAAUUGAGGAUUCAGUUGUUGUUAACAGAGUUGUUCCCCUUGGAUCUGUGAACUCGGAGAACGGUAGAGAUGGGCAACAGCUGGCAGAUCCUGUACACAGUGGCAUAUUGGAUGGGAGCAGUAUAAACAUGAAGGAAGUAGCAUUGCUUGAACAACAUAUUGAAGAGCUUCAAGCCAAACUUAACAAACAAGAAGGCUUAUUUGAGCAACAAAAGCAAGAACACCUGAGAGUGUUGUCACUCCUGGAGGGAUUAGAGGAAACAGGAUUAUCAUUGCAAAUCAGUUCUUCGGAAAAAGAGAAUUCACUGUCAAAUGAUGUGCAAAAGCUAGGUGAGCAGCUGCAGGCUAAGAUGAAUGUUGUGGUGGAACUGCAAAGCAAGGUAGAAAAUCUUCAAGAAGCACUAGAUGCAGCAAAUGCGAAAGGGGAAAGUGCAAAAAUUCAUUUCAGUGAAAAGGAACAAGAAAUGGUGGAUGUAACUCAGCAUAUCAGUGAACAGUUGCGCAGCAAAGCUGAUGAAAUUGUUAAUUUACAGUCCAGUUAUGAACAAUCUCAAAAACACCUUACAGAAAUGACUAAAAAAAGCAAAGAGAAGGAUUUAAAAAUCAAUUCCUUGUUGGAAAAUAUGCAAGAACUAGAAGAAAGAAUUAACCAGAUUUCUGAUGUCGAGUCACAGCUUGAGGCACAAGCAAAUAAACUUGAAGCAACUCAAAGGCUUCUUGAAUCUAGGGAACUAACAGCAAAGAAGGCUCUAGCAACUGUUAAGAAGUUGAAGAUUCAGUUGGAGCAAUCUAAUGAAAAGUUAGAACAGAUGACUUUAGAAAGAGAUGAAGCUAAGAAAAGUGAAGAAACUCUGAAAGAAGAAUUAAAAAACCUAACAUCACAAUCUGAACAUGUAUCUACUCUUUCCAAAGAUGAGGACACACCUGACACUCCCAGCAUUGAUGAAUCUGAAAAAUCAAAAGAGCUCGAACAACAGGUUCAGACAUACAUGGAAUACUCCCAGCAGCUCCAGAAUCAAGUUCAGUCACUCACUGAAGCAUGUCAUACUGCUGAGAAGCAGCUUGGACAGAAACAGUCUGAGCUUGAAAAUCUUCAAGAAACCAACACAACACUUUCAGCCCAACUCGAAGAAAUUACUACAGAAAAGGAAAAUCUGAAAACACAGUUAACUAAUAUUGAAGUUCAAAAGACAGAGCUUGCUGCAAUGAGAGAUCUGCAAGUGAAAGAUCUGAAUGAGACUAUUCAGGAACUCCAAGGAGCUGUUGAUUUCUACAAACAAUCACAUGCAGAGAAAGAAGAAGCAGUUAUUCAGUUGAUGGCUGUAAAAGAAGCAUUGGUGAGAAUGCAGGCAGAUCUUGAUGAAAAGGGUAGCAUUAUUGAAAGUCUAAUGGAAUCUCUGAAGUCAUCUGAACAGAUAGCUGUAGAAAGGGAAUCUCUUGGUGAUCAAAUGUUGGUAAUAGAAGAAACCAUGAAAUCACUUCAAGAGACUGUGAUAUUAAGAGAAGAAGCUUUGAAACAGUCUGAGCAGGCGGUUAAAGACUUCCAACAUCAGCUUGAGGAGAAGAUUGCAGCUAUUGCACAACUUGAGCUGGAUGCUGUUACUUUACAGAAGGCCAUUGAAGAAGCCAACUCAAAGUAUGAGAUAACUGUUACAGAGAAAGACUAUUUAAAACAAGAAGUUGCUUCCUAUGUCAGUCAAAUAGCAGACUAUCAGAAAACACUGAGUUUUAGUGAUGAAGAAAUAAAAUCACUAAAAGAAAUAAAUGAAAAGCUACUUUCUUCUUCUCAAAUUGAAGGUGAGUGUACAAACCAUAAUGAGUGUCAUGCUAAGAUAACGGAUCUAACCAAGAAACUUGAGGAAUUGAACAAUGAACAUGUAAAACUAUGUGAUAAGUACAGGGAAACCGAGGAACAGUUGGAAAAGUCGGGAUCUUCUGUUGAAGACCUUAGAAAACAGAUUGUCAUCAUUCAGAAUGAAAAGCUUGCAUAUGGUACAAGCUGCUGGUACAUUGCAGGGGGAGGAAUCAUCGCUUAGGUCACAGAUUAAUGCAUCCACAGAAGAGAAGAAAGAUUCUGUUGAUAAAGAAGAGAAAGUCCUGGUGGAAAAAGAACAAGUUUCUAGUUACAACGAUGAACAGGUAGAGCAACUAACGACAAGAAUAUCUGUUCUGAUGGAA